This is a messenger RNA of Lathyrus oleraceus (garden pea), 1800 nucleotides long. RefSeq names its product probable protein phosphatase 2C 80. Gene Ontology annotation, biological process: protein dephosphorylation. Gene Ontology annotation, cellular component: chloroplast. The coding region runs from base 224 to 1564 and encodes 446 amino acids. Gene Ontology annotation, molecular function: protein serine/threonine phosphatase activity. The record is from RefSeq and is a predicted model, not a curated record. NCBI's taxonomy places the organism in Eukaryota, Viridiplantae, Streptophyta, Magnoliopsida, Fabales, Fabaceae. The transcript has 5 exons.
AAAUAGGAGUUUUAUUAAUAGUUUUAAAUUGAAAAACACUCUAAAAAAUUCUAUCCCCAAAUCCCCACUUUCUAGGGUUUGUGUGGAUGCAGUCGCAAACUCUCUCUAAACCUCUCAUUUCAUCUCCUUCACAAUUGUUUAAUUAUCUUGAAGCAAGUAUUGCUGUGAAAAAGGAAUGUGCUUUUUCUCGGAAUUAGGAUUAUUGGUCGAGUGAGUAAUUAAGAUGCUAUGUGGUAAUAUCUCAAAGCUGAAAGCUACAAUUUACUGUGGUAUUCAUGAAACAAUAACAAGGAAACAAAGAGUGUCAAUUGCUAGAUUCAACAAUCCUGUUUUGCCUCUUUCAUCGUUGUCUGCAACUUCUUUUUUAUCCAAUUCGACUAGUUGCUUGAAUAGUAAGAAAGUUGGUAGAAAAUUAAUGGCUUCUUCAUCUUCCAAUGCUAUGUUGGGAGAUGUUUAUGUUGAUGAUUUGAUUUCAAGUUAUGGCGGUGUUCAUGACUUAACAACAAAACAUGCUGGUGUGCACUUUAAAGAAAGAACUCAUAAACGCUUUGUGAGAGCUAGUUUGAGUUUGAGAAGACCACAGCAACUUUUGUAUGGUCCUUUAAAUUUCGGGCGUUCCGCUUUUGAUUCUAGUUGGAGGCUUCAGAAUUCGGGUUUGCUUCAUCAACCAUGGUUGAAGAAUUUAUCUAGCUCUUCUUCUGCUUGCUGCUUAGCUGGGGCUGCACAUGAUCUCUCGAUUGACAACAGUCCUCCUGAUGAACAAUUGGAAAAUUCCUCUACUUUGCCUAGCCUCACUACACUUGAUCGCAAGCCAUUGAAGAUGUUAUCAGGAUCAUGUUACCUACCACAUCCAGCUAAAGCUGCUACAGGGGGAGAAGAUGCUCAUUUUAUUUGCUCGGAUGAACAAGCAAUUGGCGUUGCAGAUGGUGUAGGUGGCUGGGCAGAUGUUGGUGUUAAUGCAGGAUUGUUUGCCCAGGAACUUAUAUCCAAUUCAGUAAGAGCAGUUCAAGAGGAGCCCAAAGGUUGUUUUAAUCCAGUAAGGGUUUUAGAGAAGGCUCACUCAAAUACAAAGGCCAGGGGUUCAUCUACUGCUUGUAUCAUUGCUCUUACUGAUGAGGCACUAAAUGCUAUUAAUUUGGGCGACAGUGGAUUCAUUGUGAUUAGAGGUGGAAGCAUCAUUUUCAAGUCUCCUGUUCAACAACACGACUUCAACUUCACAUAUCAAUUGGAGAGGGGUAAUACAGGCGAUCUACCCAGCUCUGGCGAGGUUUUUACAAUACCUGUUUCCCCAGGUGAUAUCAUUGUUGCUGGAACAGACGGCUUAUUUGACAACUUGUACAACAAUGAUAUUGUUGGUGUGGUUGUAAGUUCAACUAGGGCUGGAUUAGAACCACAAGUAACUGCUCAAAAAAUAGCAACGUUGGCUCAAGAGCGAGCUCUCGACAAGAAGAGGCACUCGCCAUUUUCAACUGCUGCUCUCGAGGCUGGAUACCGGUUUUAUGGUGGCAAGCUUGAUGACAUAACAGUUGUUGUUUCUUACAUAUCCAGCUCAGCCAGUGAGUGAUAUUCUUGCCAAUAUUUUUUUUUGCCUCAUUUUGAUUAUAUGGCUGCUAUGGGGCUAUACCUCCGUAGCAAUAAGUUUUUUUCACUUGGUUAUUUCAAACAUUAGUUGCCAAGACAUUCAUAAAUAGUUAAAUACGUUAUUUUUUCUAAUACAGAGAGGUUGUUUACGGCUUCCUUGUUUGCACUAUACAGCAACCCUCUAAAGAAAGAAAAUAAAUAUUCAAUUUUAUUUUGUUA